AAUUCUAAGAGCUGAUAAUGCAUUUAAUGCUGCUCAUAGACCUUGAGAUAUUAUGAAGCAAUAACGAAAAAGGCAAUUACUAGAUUCAUUUUACAAUUUUAAAAUUCCAUGUCAGUGAGAUUUUUGUGCUUUUAACUGGAGGCAUUACAAACGUUGCUUCAGGCAGAUGAUUUGUGGGUAAUAUUCAUUGUGUUCCCAUGUGCUCUUCCAGCCACAAGCAUCUUCCAGGCACUGCUAAGCAAAGGGAAAAGCAGAGGUUGCUGUGGUGGGUUAUCUAACAGAAUGCAAAUGUAAACAAGUUCACUCCUAAAUAAGUCACCACGUGCCACAUCUACAUUUUUUUUCAGUACCUGCAGGGAUGAGGACCACUUCCCUGGGCAGCCUGUUCCAAUGCCUCACCACUCUCCAUGAGAGGAUUCUUCCUGAUAUAGAUUAUAACAUCUAAAAAAAAAUCAGAGUGAAGAUUCAAUUUGAGCAAUGUGAAACUUGCUUGUUUUUCAAGAUGGAGAAGGUGGUUGCAGUGAGGAUACUGUGAGAAGCUGUAUGCAAUAGGAUAUGUGUUUUUGGAAUGAAUUCUUCAACUUCACAAGUUCAACUGCUUUACCACCAUCAGUCAAAACAUCUUCACAGGGAGUGUAAGUGUGUACCCUCAGCUCCACAUGGGCAAAGUUACCAGCGUCAUAUGUUCAACCUCCACUUCCAGAGUGCCUUGGCCACAAGGUUUGUAAGCAAUGUAAUCAGCAACAGCCAGCUUCUCUACAAGCAAUUGUGCCACUGUGGUCCACGGAAAUACAGCAGCUGCUCAGGAUGUUGUGUUAGGAAAUGGUGUAAUUCCUGCCUCUACAGAAGACAUUCAUAAGUCUUCAAGAUAUUACAUGCUCUCUUAACUGGCUGCUGGCGGUACAUACCGAAAUCUGACUGGAAAAUCUUCUAGUCAAAAGGGAAAGUGAUGAAGAAAUGGUUGUAUCUCAGAGGGAAUGAGUGAAGUUUUGCAGAAAACGACUGGAGAAAGGAUCUCCUGGAGCAGGAGUUUGGCUUUGGGUUAUCUCCUCCUGGAAGAACCAAGUUAACACAUAAGGAAUAUAACAGUGAUUGCCAAAGAAGCUCGCAGGAAAGCCACAUAAGACAGCUGUAUGCCAGAUGUUUUCUUCGUUAUGUGCUAUUGUGAGUCCAAUUCAACCCAUUUUGAAGUCAAUUGCUGUUCCUUAUACAUGGAAAUUCUUUUCAGAAGUACUCCAUCCUGAGGUAAAAGCUGGUCAAAUUCAAUCAUAAGCAGUGACAAGGUGAGGCUGGAUUUUUUUCUUUUUUUUACAACUCGUAGUGUUACUAAUGGAGUCACAAGCUGCUGGAGAAAGCCCAGGGUUUUUUAGUCUUUAAACACCAGACGUCUGACUUGCUCUUUCCAUGCUUGCAUAGAAAGAUACAUAGCUAUAGGACCUACUGGAACACAUAUCUAUCUUCAGAUGCAUGUGGUUAGCCUUUAAAGUCCUUUAUGACAUGCCUGGACAUGCUUCUACUUUGAAUAGGUGAAGCUAAACUUCCUCAUCAAGCAUAAGUACAUGGAAAGUGUGGUUGCAAAACUGUAAUUAACAGAUGUUUUAUCUCUAUUACUGUGUCCUAUGAUGCACAUGUGCUCAUUUGAUUAUUAAAUCCUUGCAUUUUAGUUUGUUUUGGUCAGCACAGACUUGCAGAGAUCUGUUAGUAAACUUGAAUGCUUUCUUUGUCUAACACAGCCAACCCUCUACUUCUCAGCAAAUAAAGCCACAGAAAAUCAGUGCAUGGACUUGAAGUAGAUGUAAUUUCUCUUUAAUCUCUUCUUUCAUAAUAUUCUCUGAGAACUUGGUGGUCUAGUCCCUCUCCAAACACAUUCUUCUCUCUUUUCUCCAGUGGAAGUAUUCCUGGAAAUAUGAUCUUUCAUUAGCUCACUGUUUAUCAAACCCUGCUGGUUAUCAAGAUUGACUUGUUUAUUGAGUUUUCAGAGGUAAAUUAUCUGCUUGGCUUAUAACUAUAUCUAUACAGACUCUAUUAAUUUAGUAAGAGCUGUAUGUCUACAUGGCUGUCAAUCACAAUGAAAAUGAAAUUGCUUCUAAUUAAGGAUAUGAACUUGUUUGCCCCCUUUCUUCAGCACAGAUAUUACUUGAAGUAAGCCAACACUGUGAGAAUUGCUUAUAAUAAAAUUAGAUCAUUCUUAAUUAAAUAUCUCCACAGAGAGACUUCUUCACAUCAUGACGGAGUGUUUUUCACUUUCAUUAAGAGGAAUCUAUUUCUCCAUCCAACAUAAUAUUCUGCCAGGAAAUCCAACCGCUUUCAUUUAGUUGGAAACCUUGAGGCUGAGUUUCUGCAUAGGACUGUGGUUUGUUGUUGAGUCUAGAGUUUAGAAAACACACUUUGCUUUAACAUACUGGCAAUUUUAGGAAAAAGGUUGUAGAAAUAUAAAGCCCUUACCAAAAUUAAAUCUGCUUGCCUAAGUUAUUGCUUUACUUGAAUUUCUUUCUAUUUACUUUGGUGUAUGCAAACAAAAAAUUAUUUCUCAACAUUUUUUGAUGAUAAAAUGUGGGGAUAACUUUUUAUCAUUUGUCUGUAACAGUUGUGUAUUCCUGCAUUUCCGUUGAAGCAUAGCUGUGGUAGCAUGGCUCAGAGAGAACUGCAUCUCUCAAAUUUAAUGUUUAUCCAUUCUGAGGCUGUGUUUUGUGCUAAUCAGGUUGCAUUUGUAUUGCUUGUAGCCCAAAGCCCCCUGAAGUUAAUGGAAAUCUUGCCAUUGCUUUUUAAUGAAUUUUGGAUUUUUAUUUUCUGAUAAAAGUACCACUAAAGUAUUUUUUCUUAAAAUAUGAAAAAUGCUAACAGGAGAAUCUGGUUGAAAAAAAAGUAAGUCCAAAAAUAGAAAGAAGCUGCCUACUUGUAAUUAUAUGUUCUGGUUUGGGGAAAUUUCAUCUAUAAUUAAAAGUUCCUUCAAAAUAUUCUGUCAUCUGUAGUGAAAUGCAUGCUUUACAGUGUGUUACAACAUAAAAAAAUGUUCAUGAGUAUCUCAUUACAUGGCGUAUGUUAAAUGACAGCACCCUGAAUGCUGAGUUUGUUUUAUAAUUGAAGUAAUUAUAUUAACAUUUUGAAUAAAAAUGCACAAAAAUAUUACUGCAUCGUUUGAGGAGACUUGUCUUGGGGAGAACUUACAUCAAUUACAAAGUCCUAUUUUUGGUUUGUUAACAUAUUUCUGUUUUCUUGAGGAAAGCAACGUUGUCUAAUUUUCUUUGACUACAGCUUGGAGACACUGCAGAGCUUUGCCAAGCAUGUACUGCCAGGAAGCUCAAUACUCUGCAAUGUGAAACAGAUGGGUAAUAAUUAUCUUUAUAGAUCCCUUCUUCCCCCAUUAUUAAAACAUAAAUAACUUCUCUACCACUCCAAACAUUUGUUAAAAUUGAAUUUUGGAAGAAAGAGGAUAAAAAAAAUCUAAUGGUAUAAAAAUGUAAAUGUUACAAUGAUGACUGAUUUCAAGUAACUCUCUUCCAUCAUUUUUACUGACUUUUAUAGGAAUUUUCCUGAUGUGAUUUCAAUUUUAUUUUUUCUAUCUGGAAAGUAACUUUACAAGUGGAUGACCAUCUUCAGAAAUGCUUGUUUCUUACUGCUUUAUUUUAACUCAUUAUAUUACUCAUUACAUUACAGAAAUGAUUAAAAAAUGUAUCUGAAACUGGGAGAAUCAUAUUUCAUCCUAAUUGCCUGAGAGAUGCUCAGCUUGUCAGAGCCCAGCAUGGCAUAGUGGAUGAUGACACUUGACAGUGAGUCAAGUGCAAGGACUGCUUUUAUGUUUCCGGGAAGAUCACUUCAGCCUCUUCUAUCAAUUUAUUCAUGUAGAUUGCAAACUCUUCAGGUGAGGCCAGUUCUUCUACUGUUCUUACCGUCCUGAUCGCGCACUGCUGUGAAAUAAGCUGACAAGCUUUCUCCUGUUAUUUGCAUUCCUCCAAUAUCUUCUUCUCCAAACUCUUCAGCUUUUCAUCGACUAGCAAGAAGUAACAAACUUUAAAUGGGGUAUUACGCAGCCUAUAAUAUAUAAACUGUUUCAUGUGGAAAUCGUCAUGGAACAGGAUUAGGGAUGUUGUAAGUCAUAUGGUCCUUCAGCUGUACCUUCUGUAGGGCUGAGACUGCUAAAACCCUUGUAAAAGUGCUGCACACCACUGAACUUGCCCAGCAGUAGGCGCUGAGAUUUUAUUUCUACCUGUUUUCAAAAAUUAACGGGCCACGUUUAUCACGAAUAGUAAGAAAGACAGGAUGGAAGAGUCUUUCUCUGUAUUGGGUGAGGGAGAUACGUCACUGACAACAUGAAGCUAAUUAGCUCUUUUGAAGGAAAAUAUAAGCAUUCUUCUCAUGAAUUUUCAUAAACCUUGGGGUAAAUCACCCCUGUUAGGGAUUGAAUCAGCUCUUGGAGAAGAGGAAAAAUGAAUCCACCUCUCCAGGUAGUGAAGUUUUACUUUUAGUGAUAUGUCAGGUGCCCGUUAUAGCUUGUUAGUGGAGAAAAAUUACCAAACACAGCGGUUUAGAAUUACUCCUUUUAAAAAAUGAAACUAUAGUAUAGUAUGUUAAAUGUGAUAUGCUUCUCUUCAUAAUUAACUUAAUUAGAAGUCUCCUGGAUUAGUAGCUAUUCUGUUGAAUUACCUUUAUCAAUAAUAUCACCCUUUACCAUAAGUCUUAGAUGAAAUCUUGCUCCAUUUAAACAGAAUUUCACUUUUUUUUUGAGACGAAAGUGAUAUGUGGACCACAUCUCCCAAAGGCAUUCAGAAUCACAGGUUUAGAAAGAGAAAUGCCUCUUUAAAACAGCUGACCAUAACUGUGCAUCUAGUAUGUAGCCUGUCACAAUCAUUUAUUGAAGUUUUGAGAGAAUAUGAAUUUUUAAAACUUGUUUGUGAACCUGAUAAAUUCUGAAAAGAUAGUUCUCUAUCUGUUGGCUAGACCAGAAACUAAAUGUUGGAUAAUACAGCAUGACUACUGGACCUCUUAAGGAACUCUUAAUGACUAUGGGUCAUUGAUUUCCAGUAUUUUAUUUCUUUUAAGUCACACUGGAAAUUCUGUUUGCAACUGAUAGAACAAUGUGAACUUUUCAUUACAGAAUAUUAUUAGAAAUAUUUAAUCUGUCAGAACAUCACCUAUUAUGUCCUAGAACAAGCAAAGAAACUAAAUAAAUAGUACCACAUAACUUGAAGGCAUGCAGCUGGCAUAUCCCUAAUGAGAUUUAUUUAUGUAAUGGAUUUACUUUGACCAUUAAGUCACAUGGCAUAAAAAAAUAGGUUAGGACAAUUUGAAGGAAAUGAUUUCUUUAUUUAAUUUGACCUGAGUAGAAUGAUUGAAAAGAAUACUUGACAAAAGAUCUCUUGAGUCUUGAUUUUGCAUUAUCUCCAUUCUGGAGAAAAGAAGAGAAAAUGAGUUAAUACAGUUCAGUAUUUUGUAUCACUUUGUAGACUGUUUAUUCUUAUGUGUAAGAAUAUUAAAGAGGUGACUCAUAAGAGAGAACAUUUUGUCCCACAUAUUUAAAAUGGACAAAAGAAAAUGAUGCUGUUGUUAUGAGUAGAACAGUAGUUCCAGACUUGAUUAACCCACUCACUACAAAUUACCCCAGCCUCAAGAGGAAAGAGUCAUUUCAGCAGUGGUGAUGUGUGUCUCCUCUGGUCAUGUAAGGAUGUGGGUCUGUGGCACCAGUAGAUAAUUCAUACAAUCAUGAAGGAGACAUCCCUCCAUUAUGAUUCUGAAAUGUCAUAUUGGACCUCAAAAAUAUUUUUUCUAUUGUUAAAUCUACUAUUGAUUAAAGCCAGCCAAAUGCACAACAGCUUCCAAGGUAUUCUUGAAUGGAAUGCUUCAAAAUUCAUUGAUUUUUAGGAACAACACUCUCAGAUUAUUUCUGUAGUCAAUUUUUAAAAAGUAGUUAAAAGAUGUUUCAGUGGCACACCUGCUCUAAGAUUGCCUUGCUGUUAGUUUGUUCUUCUUGCCUCAAUUCUAAGGGGAAGACUUGUACAAAGUAAUGCAUAAAACAAUAUGGAAGAACUACAUACAGAAGGAUUUGCAUCACUGAACAUGCGUGCAAUGAUAUAAUAGAAGUGUCAAGAAAGUACCGGAUACACAAGGCUUGCAAAUGAAGAAGAAAGAGAGAAUUACUAUCCUCCAGUUCUUCCAGUUAUAAGCAAGUUAGGUACUGUCUGUAGUAAUCAAAUAAGUUUAGAGUGUCAGUAUGUGAUUAAGAUGAAAAUCUCUCUAAGUGGGAAUGAAUGUAAAUCAGUAAAUAGGUGUAAUGAAUUUCAGUAGCCAAUUUUAAUAUUUUGCAUUGGCUAGGAUGAUCUGUUAGUGAGUCAUUUGACUGAUAACUAGCAUCUUCAUUUGUAUGUUUAUGCAAUUGUUACUAAGAACAAAUGUGAGUAAGACUGGAAAUAAUCAAUUAUUUAUUCAUUUUGUGUUUCAUAACCUGGCUUGGGCUGAAAACUUCAGGGUUUAGACAUUUUUUUCCACUUGAAGUUUUGUCUGCAUGUGAGAUUGCUGGACGAUAGGUACUUGAGCUCUGUCCUUCUGUGUUAACACGAUCUGGCUGCGACAGUAAGGUCAAAUUCACCUCUUUCAGUACCUCAGCUCAUGUGUUUGGUCUCCUCAUCAACCAAUUGCUUUGCAGCCCUGCUGGUAUCUCAGUAAAAAUCUGUUUAUUUGAUACCCUAAAUGGCUCAUCAGCCAUUUCAUGGCCAAAUUCUUUGGCAAAAGGAGUGCCUCUGAAUGGACUCCUUGGCUACUUCUUGUGACAGGAUCAAGAUCUACAUUAAGACAGAAAAUUUGUCUUUGCUCAUAGUGAAAAGAGCCACAAUACAAAUAGGAGUGUUUCAAAUUGUAGCAAACCUUGAUCCCCCACUCCACCCCCUUCAAACUUCACCAGAGAAACAGAAUAUUUCCUCCUUGUUCUGUCCACAGCAACACUCACCUCAUUCGCCAGCUGACGAGACACAACUUGUUAUCAAGAAGAAAAUAAGUGAACUUCCUUGCUGAUAGGAAUGUUUAGAAAAUAUCAUCAUCCACAGCUGUACUUCCAGUAAGAGCAAACAGUCCUUUUUCAGAUGUCAGCAGGUGGAAAUCUCAGCAGAAGAAUCCACAGUUGUUAUUAUUCCUGAUGAACUUUUUUGUUUUUAUUCCACUCUGAUAGUGAAUGCCUGCUGGGAUGUUGGUGUUUUUAACCUCCUGGACCGAUUCAGAGCUUGUUACGAAAUACUGUUAAUUUAUGUUUAACUACCUAUGAGUUUUCACCUUUAACUGCACCGGACAGUGUCUCAAUUCAGGCAACAUUUAGGCCAUAAUUUGUGACUGCUUUAUGAUGGUGAAACAUAAAAGGCUGAGUGGCAUUUACCUGAAUGACAAAGCCAUGGCUGAGCUGAUCAAUACAGUCUGAUGAACCACACUUUUUUUUUUUGUUAACAGAAAUGAUUUAACAUAUUCUAAAAUUAGUAUUUUGAACAUGCUAGGAUACUGAAUGCAUGUAUUUCAUCCGCUUCCUUCAAGGAUUGAGCAAACCCAGGAUUCUGAGACCACAUUUUUAAAGAGGUAUAUCACAGCUUCUACUGGAUCAUUUUAGUGUUUUUUUCCAACCUUUAUGAUUCUAUGAAUACAGUGACCUUCCUCUCCAUCCUCACAACGAGGCUCAAUAACACAACCUGUGCAGGGACUGCUCCCCAGGGAGGCAGGGGCUCCCCUGGGAGCUAUGGCAGGGGCUGAGAUACAGCAGUUUUGGUCAGUGCUUCUGUUUGAUUAGUAAUAGGGAAUGAGGAAAGCUCAGUACAAAAAUGCUUAAAUCUGUGGUGUGGCGGCUUCUGCUCCUCAGGCUGCGCAGAAGCAGGGGCAAUCUUCUAUGCCUGCUGUCUGCAAAAAAGACUUGGUAGUUUAUGUGCUUACUUUCCCAACACUAAUUCUUAUCCUCCUCCACCAUUUCAUGCUAAAAUUUCACGCUGCCUCCUUUUGGCAGACCGAUGCUUUUCUUAGGAUGCACUCUCCAAGCCUGUGUUUUUCUUCCCUACUCUAACCCACAUGCUGAGACACAUCUCCUGACUUUUCUCUUUGACUCCUGCCUGCCAGGAUCAGGGCCUUGAAUCCAUUCUUCCAUUGCAGCAGAACUGCCUCACAUUUCAGGAAGGAGAUGGGUGAAGAGAUCCAGCUAGAAAGGAAAGGCACGGCGCAAGCUGCUUGUAGUUAAAAUCUCUGUCUCCUUUUAUUUCUGGAGGAGGAACAGAAAAUAAAUCACUUUUCUCUGAACUUUAAUGACAAUAAUAUUUUUUGAGAUGCUUUUAUAUUUUAUUAAAAAAUGUCUGGGUAAUUAUAGGUCUCAAUCAGAAAAAAAUGGUCAUUUUUCUUGUUGUAUGAUAAGAUGCCAACAUCUGACAGGCAGAGGAAGGUCACUGCACAGAACUUUUAACUCUUUUUUUUAUGUGUCUUCAGGUACUGUUUGAAUGAAUGGGUUUAGCUGACCUGCAUUGCUUCACUGGUGAAUUAGGGAGAGGAAAAUUGUAUCCAUAGUAUUCAAGACAUGAAGAUGCCUUCUGCUUGCAAGGCUACUGAAAUGUGUUGAGUGCUGCUUCUCCUCUUCUAACCAUGAACAGUUCCAAAUCACCAGGGCUGGCUGGAUUUGGAAUAAUAAAAAACACAACCUGCCACACAGAGAAGAAGAUUUCCGUUUUUUUUUCAAUAAUCUUCAUGACGGUGGGAAUUCUGUCCAACAGUCUUGCAAUAGCAAUUCUCAUGAAAGCGUAUCAGAGAUUUAGACAAAAGUCCAAAGCCUCAUUUUUGCUUCUUGCUAGUGGCUUGGUCAUCACCGAUCUCUUUGGCCACCUCAUCAAUGGAGCCAUUGCGGUGUUUGUGUAUGCGUCGGACAAAGACUGGAUUCGAUUUAACCAGUCCAACAUUCUUUGCAGUGUUUUUGGCAUCUGCAUGGUUUUCUUUGGUUUGUGCCCGCUCUUUCUGGGCAGCGUGAUGGCUGUUGAACGUUGCAUUGGAGUCACCAAGCCAAUAUUUCACUCCACAAAAAUGACUUCUAAACAUGUGAAAAUGAUGUUGACUAUGGUAUGUCUGUUUGCUGUUCUUAUAGCUUUGCUGCCUAUUCUUAGGUUUAGAGCCUAUCAAAUUCAAGCAUCGAGGACCUGGUGCUUCUAUAAAACAGAACAUGUUGAGGACUGGGAAGACAGAUUUUAUCUCUUAUUUUUUUCUUGCCUUGGGUUACUGGCCCUUGCUAUUUCAUUCUUGUGCAAUGCUGUCACAGGAAUUACCCUCUUAAGGGUCAAAUUUAAAAGUCAACAAAGACAAGGCAGAUCGCAUCAUUUUGAAAUGAUCAUUCAGCUCUUGGCUAUAAUGUGUGUUUCUUGCAUUUGCUGGAGUCCAUUCCUGGUUUCAAUGGCCAGAAUUGGGAUAAAUGCAAGUCAUUCAAAGGAGAACUGUGAAACAAUACUUUUCGCUCUCCGAAUGGCAACAUGGAAUCAGAUUUUAGAUCCCUGGGUGUACAUUCUUCUCCGGAAAGCCGUUCUUAAAAACCUGUACAAGAUCACAAGGGGAUGUUGUGGCAUGCACAUCAUAAACUUACACAUGUGGGAACUCAGCUCCAUCAAGAAUUCUUUAAAGGUUGCAGCAAUAUCUGAGUCACCACUAAGUUCCAAACAAAUAAAUCUACAGCCGCUCAGCUCGACAGGGCAAUAAAAUUAAGAACAGCAUAUGAAGAGAUGAUGGAAGCAAUGCUCAUAGACGGGCAAUACUUUACAAUGAAUUCUAAGGCUCAGUGGUUUGGCAUUUGUUUUAAAUCAUGAAUGAUUUUCUCUUGUUGCUUACCAGUUUGAUAUUGCUACUCCAGAAGAUGCACUUGAAUGUUUUAAGUCACGUUAGUGUACAUCUCUGCCAAAACUGGCUGUAGAAUGAUAAAGCUCCCUAGAUUACUCCUAGGUACUAAAAUGAACAGGGUUCCAAAUCCUUUACCUUAGCAGGAUUCUUGAAAAAACAUACAGGUGAGAAAAUGUUCUCUAAGGUGUUUUUUAAAUGGGGUAGCUGCAUCUACCAGUGAUACUCCCAAAGCCUUUGCAAAGACAAUGCUUCAUAGAAAAAAGUCCACCAUCCUUUCCCUAAGGGGAAGGAAGCCUUUGCUUCUAGGCAAUUCAUUUUCCCAUGGAUGUAUAAAGGAUGUUCUGUUUGUGGCUAGCUUAGUAAAUGAUCUAGUUUGUUUGGUUCAUUGACUUGAACUGUUGAUUAUUUACUGUUGCACGAAUUUCUGGGAGAGCUGCAAAUUUCAUCAGCAUAUGUAUCCCUUUCCAACCCCUGAUACAACAUCAGGUUCCCUGUGAGAACACAGUUAGAAGCAGAUGAGCUCAGCUUGCUUACAGUUACAUUUUAGACCUAUUGGUGAGUUGUUAGUCUUUUCAGUAAAUUUUAUUGAAAUUAACAGACAUAAAGCUGUGGUUAGUCUGUAUAAAAAGUAGGGAUUAUUUUUAUUUAUUUUUUCUAUCCCCAACUGAAGAAAAUUCCUUGAAGGGUUCCCCUACUAUAUAAACAGAAAUGCUCAUAAGGUACCUCUGCUCAAAUUGUAAAAGGUCACACAGGUCUCAUGUAAAACCAUUGUGUAGAGAACUACAGAGAACUGCUCUGAGUGUGGUUGUUAUUUGUGAAAGCAAACUGCAUACUUGAUGUUUGCAGGAUCCAUAUCUUAAGUGCUGAGUACAUGCAGUAUAUUUUAAGGUGUCUGAAGGUUUCAAGGACUUUAUGCAGGAGGCCCUUAACCUCUAUUGCUGCUAAAAGAAGCGUUGGCUUUUGUGACUGUACUUUGUUUAGAAGCAAAAAUGAGAGUAUCAGACUUUGUAACACAAGAAUUAUUUUAAGAUAGAACUAUUUUAUUUUUACCUAUUUAACUUCAAACAAUAAUGAGUGAAUUGUUAGUACAUUUGGACUAAGUAGUUAAAAAUUGUUUCACCAAGAAGACAGUCUGAGAGACCAAAACUAUUCACAAAGUACCAAUUCACGUUGCUUGUGAGAACAGUUUGAGUUGGAAAAUAAUUUAAAAAAAAGUUAAAAUAUUUCAAAUUUUUGUUUUAAAAAAGUUAGAAAAUUAAUGGGUUAAAUAAGCUUGUAAUGAAAUGAAAUGCUUUUUUUUCUGCGAUUUAUUUUGCCGAUCACAGAAAAUAUAAAACAUGUACGUAUUUGAUGGUGGUAUAAGCUCAGUAGUGUUGCUUCUUGUGAGUUCCACUGAAAUCUAGGAGCAUUCAGUCAGUGCUCAAUUUGGCCUUUUCAUUUUGUAGAAUGUGAUGCCAGUGUAUCUGUUGACAUAACUUAUUUGUUCUUGUUUUAGCAGCUGCAGAACAAUGUUGGUCCGUAAAUUGUUGAAGUGUUUGAUCAGUGAAUAAAGCUCAUCAGUGUUCCAUUUUGUUAUGUGAGUAAAUGUAGCUUGUGUAGUUCAUACUGGUUGACUUGUAAAACAAGAAAAGUUUAUAUGUAUAUGUGAUUUCUUAUAUUUUGUGAACUAUUGCAACUAUUGUAAAUUGCAGAGCCUCAUUAAAGUUAUCAAACCGUG
Numida meleagris (helmeted guineafowl) is the source of this 11545-nucleotide messenger RNA. RefSeq names its product prostaglandin F receptor (gene PTGFR). The transcript is spliced from 11 exons. NCBI's taxonomy places the organism in Eukaryota, Metazoa, Chordata, Aves, Galliformes, Numididae. Gene Ontology annotation, biological process: adenylate cyclase-activating G protein-coupled receptor signaling pathway; inflammatory response; positive regulation of cytosolic calcium ion concentration. Gene Ontology annotation, cellular component: plasma membrane. Bases 8596 to 9690 code for a protein of 364 amino acids. The record is from RefSeq and is a predicted model, not a curated record. Gene Ontology annotation, molecular function: prostaglandin F receptor activity.